This is a messenger RNA of Racocetra fulgida, 1596 nucleotides long. The record is from the annotation of a GenBank genome assembly. NCBI's taxonomy places the organism in Eukaryota, Fungi, Glomeromycota, Glomeromycetes, Diversisporales, Gigasporaceae.
AUGGAUCAAACUAGUAGUCCUCAAGAUGGUUAUUCUCUAAAUUCAUAUCCAUUCCCAACGGGAAAAUCCCUUGUGGCAACUACGACAUUACAGCCCUCUCCUCAUUUAACUUCCACAACCGAGUUGUCAAAUCCUGAUUAUCUACGAUUGGUGCUUACUGCAAGAGUUUACGAAAUUGUUAAGGAGACUCCCUUACAGUUGGCUGCAAAUCUUUCUGCAAAACUUGAUAGUAAAAUUUUAUUAAAAAGAGAAGAUUUGCAGGAAGUUUUUUCUUUCAAGAUUAGAGGUGCAUAUAAUAAGAUUGCUCAUUUGACUGAAGAGGAAAGAAAAAGAGGUGUCAUUGCUUGCUCUGCUGGUGCCGAAGUUGUCCUAUUUGGAAGUGAUUUUGAUGAAGCUAAAGAAGAAUGUGCUCGUUUAGCUAAACUUCGUCAUCUCACCAACAUUCCUCCAUACGAUGAUCCAUAUGUUAUAGCUGGUCAAGGAACUAUAGCUAUGGAGAUUCUUCGUCAACAUAAUUUAAAUGAAAUUGAUGCCAUAUUUGCGAUAUGUCCCAAGAUUAAAAUCAUUGGUGUUGAAACUUAUGAUUCUAAUGCGAUGACUCUGUCGUUGAAGGAAAAAAGACGAGUUACACUUGAUGAAGUUGGAUUGUUUGCUGAUGGUGCUGCUGUUAGAGUUGUUGGCGAGGAAACUUUUAGAGUGUGUAGUGAAGUAGUGGAUGAGGUUAUUAACGUUACCAAUGAUGAAAUUUGUGCUGCUAUUAAGGAUAUUUUUGAAGAUACCAGAUCUAUCGUUGAACCAGCUGGUGCACUUUCUGUAGCAGGUGUUAAAAAAUACGUUGCUGAAAAUAAUAUUACAGAUGGUUGCUUUGUUGUUGUUACAUCAGGUGCAAAUAUGAAUUUUGAACGUUUAAGAUUUGUUGCUGAGCGUGCUAAAUUGGGUGAACGUAGUGAAGCAUUGUUUUCGUUUAUUAAUAUUCGCAACAGAUACUCUGAUCCUGAAAAAGCGUGGAUUUACAUGUCAUUUGAAGUUGACGAUCGUGAGAAAGACCUUCCUUCUGUUUUAGAAAAAUUAGAAGCUAAUGGGUUUUACGCUCAGGAUAUUAGCGAUAAUGAAAUGGCUAAAAGUCACGCGAGGUACCUGGUCGGUGGAAGAAGUAAAGUUGAAAACGAACAAUUAUAUCGGUUUGGGGCAUUAAAAAAAUUUCUUUCGGGACUUCGUUCAGAUUGGAACAUUUCAUUGUUUCAUUAUCGUAACCAUGGUUCAGAUCCGCAAUCAACUCGAUUCGCGAUUGAAAGCAUGUCGUCAUCAACAGCAUCAUCUGGUGUUAGUGAUAACGAUAAUGAAACGAGCAUUAAUUUACUCGAUAAUGAAGAUAUUGUUUUUAAUGAUAACUAUUCCACUACUAUUCACGGUGUUGAUAAAAUAGAUAUAGGGAAAGUAUUAGUUGGAAUUCAAGUACCGCCUCAAGAUUCAGAAGCGUUCGAGAAUUUUAAGAAUCAACUUGGAUAUCAUGCUAUUAAUGAAACUGAAAAUCCUGUUUAUAAACAAUUUUUAAGAUAUAGUCAAGAAGAUAAGAUUUUAAACUCAAGGUCUUAA